CUGACUUGCCCCCCAUUUCCUCUUCUUCUGCUCCCACUUCGCUCAUGCCACACUACUUCCUCCUUUGACCCUUGCUCUCCCACUCUUACAAAGCGAACUUCUCCACGCCUUCUCUCCCUCUCCACCAAAGCUUUCUCCUUUCCCUUCUGUUUCCCAUUUUUCGCCUCCAUGUCUCCUCUUCCGCUGCUUCUUGUCCUCCUCUUCGCGGCUUCUCCGGCCUCCUGUUCCAACUCCGAAGGCGAGGCGUUGCACGCCUGGAGGGCGCGGCUCGCAGAUCCCACCAACGUGCUGCAGAGCUGGGAUCCCACUCUCGUCAACCCUUGCACUUGGUUCCAUGUCACUUGUGAUCCACAGAACCGCGUCAUCCGCCUGGAUUUGGGGAAUUCCAACAUUUCUGGUCCUAUUGGCCCUGAGCUUGGCCGCCUCGAGCAUCUUCAGUAUUUGGAGCUUUACAGGAACAACCUAAAAGGAAAAAUCUCGCCAGAGCUGGGCAACUUGAAGAGCCUCAUCAGCAUGGACUUGUAUGGGAACCAAUUACAAGGAGAGAUCCCCAAGUCCUUUGCCCAAUUGAAGUCACUUAGAUUUUUGCGGCUGAACAACAACAAGCUGUCCGGAUCUAUUCCCAGAGAGCUUGUUGCCCUUCCAAAUCUCAAAAUCCUGGAUGUUUCAAACAAUGAUCUUUGUGGAACUAUUCCAAUUGAUGGACCAUUUGCCAACUUUCCUCUUCAGAGUUUUGACAACAACAGUAGACUGAAUGGACCAGAGCUGCAAGGAUUGGUUCCUUACUAUGAUUUCGGCUGUUGAAUGCCUCUUGUGGAGAAGCCAUGCUAAAUCUAUUUGCUUUGGGACAUUCAGUUUGAUGGCUGUAGUGCAUAGGGUUAUAUGAUCUGGCAAGGCUGAAUCUCAACUAUUAUCCUGAAAAAAAAACAUGUAACAAAAAACAUAGCCAUAUAUAUAAAAAAUAUAUAUAUAUGAAUUGAGAUGAAACGUAAUCAUCUAUUGUAAUGUUUCUAGCAUUUUACUGAAAUCUUUUUUUAACCUGUA
Molecule: messenger RNA, 1044 nt
Organism: Zingiber officinale
Lineage: Eukaryota; Viridiplantae; Streptophyta; Magnoliopsida; Zingiberales; Zingiberaceae
Product: leucine-rich repeat protein 1-like
Exons: 7
Coding region: 169-804 (211 amino acids)
Molecular function (GO): protein binding
Source: RefSeq, a predicted model, not a curated record